Messenger RNA from Phanerochaete carnosa HHB-10118-sp, 1020 nucleotides. RefSeq lists its product as uncharacterized. The record is from RefSeq and is a predicted model, not a curated record. The coding region runs from base 1 to 1020 and encodes 339 amino acids. The transcript has 3 exons. Gene Ontology annotation, molecular function: rRNA binding; structural constituent of ribosome. NCBI's taxonomy places the organism in Eukaryota, Fungi, Basidiomycota, Agaricomycetes, Polyporales, Phanerochaetaceae. Gene Ontology annotation, cellular component: mitochondrial small ribosomal subunit. Gene Ontology annotation, biological process: positive regulation of translational fidelity.
AUGCGGGAUGUGAACGUCUUCUGCUUCAAGCGAGCUCUGCCUCGUAUGAGUUGGUCCCCGCGGAACCUGUUCAACCUCUGGCAGCGGUCCAUAGGCCCGAAACAGCGCGGCACGAACUUCUUCAAGAGCACGACGACACUCUUCCAGAAUCGGUGGCAGAGCAAGGCCCUUGUGCGCGCGUAUCACGGCGACUUCAUCAACGAGAAGAUCUUCAAGCGGUGGUACCUCCCCUCGACGCUGCCCGACGUGCGCCCGCGCCGGAGUGCCAACAGCACCACGGAUGCCGUCGGCCUCGCACGGUGGGCGCGCAAGGACCGUGUCGCGGACAAGGAGGCACGGCUCCGCGAGGAGGAGGACGCGAAGGGUCUCGCGCCCGUCGGCAGCUUGAUGCUCUCCGAGAUUGAGCGCCGGAUCGACGUCGUCGUCUUCCGCGCGUGCCUCGCGAGCAGCGUGUACGAGGCGCGGCGGCUUGUCAUUCACGGCGACGUGCUACUCAACGGCAAGAAGCACCAGAAUGCGAACACGCGCCUCGCGCCGGGCGACAUGGUUUCAGUGGACCCUGCAGCUAUCCGUUUUCUGCGACCAUUGGAUGGAAAGAAGACUGAAGUGAACGAAGAGGAAGAAAGCGACGAGGCUGCUGAGGAUGCCGAGGCGUCCGCUGCCGAGGCUGAAGCGCCAGAACAGUUCGAAGCGAAAACCAAAGCUAAGCCCGCCGCAAAACCAGGACCGACAGGCCCACAGUACCCCUGGAACCGCAAAGACAAGGCAGACCUCACACCGUUCCACCCACCGCCAUUUUCGUCACCAUGGAUGUUCAUCCCUGCAUACAUCGAACCGUCGUUCGCGACGUGCUCAGCUAUCUACCUGCGGCACCCGACUGCGCGCCCGGGCUACUCCGAGAUUCCGACACCGUACGACGCCGAUGGCGAGGUCAUCCGUUUUGCGUGGGAGUGGUACGCCAAGGUCCGCCCCCGUGUACGCAGCAAAAGCCAGCUGGCGCGCAUGCCAGAAAACAGGUAG